This is a messenger RNA of Telopea speciosissima, 1229 nucleotides long. RefSeq names its product stearoyl-[acyl-carrier-protein] 9-desaturase 6, chloroplastic-like. Gene Ontology annotation, biological process: fatty acid biosynthetic process. Gene Ontology annotation, molecular function: stearoyl-[ACP] desaturase activity. Lineage: Eukaryota; Viridiplantae; Streptophyta; Magnoliopsida; Proteales; Proteaceae. Gene Ontology annotation, cellular component: chloroplast stroma. Bases 16 to 1200 code for a protein of 394 amino acids. The transcript has a single exon. The record is from RefSeq and is a predicted model, not a curated record.
UCCAAAGUUAAAAAAAUGCAGCAAGCACAGGCCAUUUGCAAUCCACAAAACUUCUCCAUCACCGGAAAUUGCCGGAAUCUGCCACAUUAUCAUUUAAGAAUCCCGGCGGCAACCGCUUCCAAAUUCCGGCGACAAUCAAUCUCAGCAGUGGCAUCGCCACCACGCCCAUGUGAGACAGUAACACACUCAAUGCCACCAGAGAAGGUAGAAGUAUUCAGAUCGCUUGAUAACUGGGCCAGUCAAACCAUCCUCCCGAUGCUAAAGCCAGUAGAGAAAUCCUGGCAGCCACAUGAUUUCUUGCCAGACUCCACCCAACCGUCCGAUUCAUUCAUAGACCAAGUCCGUGCCCUACGUGAACAAACCUCUAGAUUGCCCGACGAUUACUUGGUGGUGUUGGUGGGUGAUAUGAUCACUGAAGAGGCUCUCCCCACGUACAUGUCCAUGAUAAACCGGUUCGAUGGGGUUACGGAUGAGACCGGGGCGAGUUCAGACCCUUGGUCUGUUUGGACUAGGUGUUGGACCGCUGAAGAGAACCGGCACGGCGAUCUUCUCAAAACGUACCUUUACCUGUCUGGACGCGUCAACAUGCCAACGGUGGAGCGUUCUAUCCAGUACCUCAUCGGUGCAGGGAUGGAUACUGGAUUGGAAAACAAUCCUUACUUGGGAUUCGUUUACACGUCAUUCCAAGAGAGGGCAACAUUCGUGUCUCACGGCAACACCGCUCGUUUAGCGAAGGAGAAUGGUGAUCUGGCGCUUGCACGCAUAUGUGGCAUAAUAGCAUCGGACGAGAAGCGACAUGAGAAUGCGUAUAUCAAGAUGGUGGAGAAACUACUAGAGGUGGACCCCACGGACACCAUGUUGGCGAUUUCUGAUAUGAUGCGCAAGAACAUCACGAUGCCUGCACAUUUGAUGUACGAUGGUCAAGACCCACAUUUGUUCCAUCACUUCUCUGCUGUUGCACAAAGGCUUGGUGUCUACACAGCCAAAGACUAUGCAGAUAUAUUGGAUUUCUUGGUUGGGAGAUGGAAGCUGGAGAAGCUGGAGCGACUGAGCAGCUCUGGGCAACAAGCGCAGGAUUUCGUGUGUGGGUUGGCACCCAGGCUUAGGAAGCUACAGGAGCGAGCUGAUCAGAGGGCCCAAAAGAUGCAACCACAAAGUGUGAGGUUCAGUUGGAUAUUCAACAAGGAGGUCACUCUGUGAGAUGCGUAGAAGAAUAUUCACUAAGGCAG